CACUGACAUCAAUUAUUCAUCAGCCAGACGCCUGCCCGCCCUGGCAGGACAGGCUGGUCCUCCGUGCCCCGCCGCACCUCAGCCACACAUCCACAGAGGCUCGGGCGAGGAGACGGCCAGCCGGGCAGCGCAGACCUGGCAGGAGGGUUGGGUGGCCGGUCCGGCCAGACCCUGUCUGGGGUCACAUCUCCUUUCCUACCGGCACAUUCCCCAUUCUCCUGCCAAUAGCCUGGUGCCAGGAAGCCCCUGGAGAAGAUGCCCAUCCAGAUCUUUUGCUCUGUCUCGUUCUCCUCUGGAGAGGAGGCCCCAGGACCCUUGGCAGAUGUUUGGGGUCCCCACCAGCAGCAGUGGAAUAUCUCGGAAUCCGAAGAGGAAGAAGAGAAGGCAAAGGAGGCAGCGGAGGAGGAGGCUGAUGAGGGGGGUUUGCCCAUGGACUUGGUGGCCUUUGCCAACAGCUGCACCCUCCACGGUGCCAGCCGCGUCUUCGUGGAGGGGGGCCCAGGGCCGAGACAAGCCUUGUGGGCAGUGGCCUUUGUCCUGGCACUGGGCGCCUUCCUGUGCCAGGUGGGCGACCGCGUUGCUUAUUACCUCAGCUACCCGCACGUGACUCUGCUAGACGAGGUGGCCACCACGGAGCUGGCCUUCCCGGCCGUAACCCUGUGCAACACCAAUGCCGUGCGGCUGUCCCAGCUCAGCUACCCUGACUUGCUCUACCUGGCCCCCAUGCUGGGGCUGGAUGAAAGUGAUGACCCCGGGGUGCCCCUGGCCCCGCCGGGGCCCGAGGCCUUCUCUGGGGAGCCCUUUAACCUGCACCGCUUCUACAAUCGCUCCUGCCACCGGCUGGAGGAUAUGCUGCUGUAUUGCUCCUACCGCGGGGGGCCGUGCGGCCCUCACAACUUCUCGGUGGUCUUCACACGGUAUGGAAAGUGCUACACAUUCAACUCGGGCCGAGAUGGGCGGCCGCGGCUGAAGACCAUGAAGGGUGGGACGGGCAACGGGCUGGAGAUCAUGCUGGACAUCCAGCAGGACGAGUACCUGCCUGUAUGGGGGGAGACUGAUGAGACGUCCUUCGAGGCAGGCAUCAAAGUGCAGAUCCACAGCCAGGAUGAACCUCCCUUCAUCGACCAGUUGGGUUUUGGCGUGGCCCCGGGGUUCCAGACCUUUGUGUCCUGCCAGGAGCAGCGGCUCAUCUACCUGCCCCCGCCCUGGGGCACCUGCAAAGCUGUUACCAUGGACUCGGAUUUCUUCGACUCCUACAGCAUCACCGCCUGCCGCAUCGACUGUGAGACACGCUACCUGGUAGAGAACUGCAACUGCCGCAUGGUGCACAUGCCAGGGGAUGCCCCAUACUGCACCCCAGAACAGUACAAGGAGUGUGCAGAUCCUGCACUGGACUUCCUGGUGGAGAAAGAUCAAGAAUACUGUGUGUGUGAAAUGCCCUGCAACCUCACCCGGUAUGGCAAGGAGCUGUCCAUGGUGAAGAUCCCUAGCAAAGCCUCAGCCAAGUACCUGGCCAAGAAGUUCAACAAGUCUGAGCAGUACAUAGGGGAGAACAUCCUGGUACUGGACAUUUUCUUUGAAGUCCUCAACUAUGAGACCAUUGAGCAGAAGAAGGCCUAUGAGAUUGCAGGACUCCUGGGUGACAUCGGGGGCCAGAUGGGGCUGUUCAUCGGGGCCAGCAUCCUCACGGUGCUCGAGCUCUUUGACUACGCCUACGAGGUCCUUAAGCACAAGUUGUGCCGACGAGGGAAGUGCCAGAAGGAAGCCAAAAGGAGCAGCGCGGACAAAGGUGUGGCCCUCAGCCUGGACGACGUCAAAAGACAUAACCCGUGCGAGAGCCUCCGGGGCCAUCCUGCCGGGAUGACGUACGCUGCCAACAUCCUACCUCACCAUCCGGCCCGAGGCACGUUCGAGGACUUUACCUGCUGAAACCCCGCAGGCCACUGUACCAAAGGCCUCGAUGGGGAAGGCUAGGAGAGCAAGGGGGGCCCCCCCUCGCUGCCCCCACAAUCUGCCCUGGGGACUCCCCCACACCUCCCCUCCUAGGGCAGACCCCCACUCCUGGGCAAUCCUUUCCUCUCCUCUGUGGUGAGGAAGGAGUCUUGACCACAGAGUACUCUUCCUGCCUUUACCCGUCCCCCCCACCCUUUUUUGUUUUUAAACAAAAGUAAACUAUUCUAAAAUUGAAACUAAAAAGAGAGAAGGGGGCAAGGAACCUCAGGCUGCCCUUCUCUGCCCCAUGCUGCCUCCCCCAGCUCCCAGCCUGAAUUCUGUCUGUCAUCUGAGUAUCCACCUCCAUUCUGCUGCCACCAGUCACCAAAGCCUCCUUCCAGUGGGGGGGUGGAGGGGAUCCCUGGGGUCUGGAAUUUGGCCCCAAACCCGAGAAUGUACCCUGGGGGGGAGGACUGGGAGGGGGCUUCCCCAGCCUUAAGAGACCCUCUUAGCACCCCCCACCCCAACCCUGUCUUCAGGCAGAAAAACUAAGACCCCAGUCCCAUUCCUUCACACUAUGUGGAGUCCCCAGGGGGCUGGGUGGGGAGACCUCCUGAAGAAGUGGAGAUGGGGGCAAGAUGUGGCCCUGGUGCUGUAGGCCACACCCUGUUACUUACAAGUUCACCCCCACACCAGAGCUGUAGCUGCUGGAGAGAAAUCCCAAGAGGCAGCCCUCCUCUUCCAUCCCAUGAAAGACCCUGCUGGUUGGUUUCCAGCUCAGGGAGAGGGGCAAUGGUGCCUGACCUCACUAGUCCCUCUCCCACGGGCCCCUGCAGAGGGCCACAUCCAUAAAUUUUCUUAUGGAACUCUCCCAAGUCCUUUUCCCCAACUCCAUUUGCUUCUCUCAACAACCUCAUCUGCAUUUUCUAUUUCUAUAUGAUACAGACUCUAUAUUGCUAUAUCUCUGUAUAUACUUUUCCCCAACCCUGUCUGUCUCUCCCCAUCCACUCUUGUCUCUGAGAACCAUCUCCCUACCCCAAGACCCCCCUUCUGUGUCUCUGCCCCCUCCCUGGUCUCUGAAUGCCUUCGCCUGUAUAAAGAGUUGGACUCUCUCCCCUGGUGUCUGUACUGUGUACACACAUCCCUCUGAGAAGCACAAGGAGACGACACACGCAUUGUAACCUUCGCACUGUCUCGGUGGCGACAUAAAGGAAGCUGUGAAUCACAAGCUCUGCCUCUUUCUGGCCUCAUCCUCUCCUCCCAGUCCGGGUACCCUCUGCCUUUCCUGUAGCCUUAACAUUCCCUUCCUCUGCUCCACCCUCCCCAGUACCCUUUGCCUGGCUAGCUCCAGCCCCUGGGGGUGUGGGGGAGGGUUGCUACAGAAUAGCCCCCAUCCAGGAGAUGGAGAUCUACUCUGGACAUUAAGCCAAGGAGGAUCCCUCUUCCAAGCUGGCAGCUGGAGUGUCAGAGACAGAAGGAAGCUAGCGGUCAAUGACUCCCGCAGUUGGGGCAGCUGGGCAGCGGGCUGCUGAUAGGAAGAAGCUGAGGUCCUCAGUUAUGGCCUUUCCCAUCUUCUGGGUGUCCAGCUCCCUUUUCUCACGUGAUACUCAAGCCUACCACUCACAUUUUCUGGUGAGGUAGGGUGUGGUGUAGGAGGAAAGAGACAGGCCUAGAGGAGGUGUUGAAAUCUCUGCUGUUCUGUCCCUCCCUACCUUAAUGAGAGGCAAGUGAGGGAGAGGGCCUGCCCCCUCUCCCUUCCACAGACAUCCCCGCCCAGGCCAGAGUCCUAAACGCUUCCCAGGCCUUCUCUGCCCAGCCAUUUCUUGGUCUCCAACCCUGGAACAGGACCUAUGGGCAGGUCACCUGUGCUUGGCCUGGAGCUGGUGAGUGAAGCUGUAGGAUCUUUGGCAAGUCUUGAUUCCUAGGAGUUCCUUAGAGAGCAGACCUCCCCAGAGGGAAACAACAGCAAGGCCAAAAGGGUGCACUGGAUGGGGGAACAGCAGGUGGGGCUCUGGGUGAUGCAUGCCUCUGGUCUAAUAAACUGGGUUCCAACCAA
Messenger RNA from Choloepus didactylus (southern two-toed sloth), 3988 nucleotides. It is a transcript of the gene ASIC1, whose product is annotated as acid sensing ion channel subunit 1. Gene Ontology annotation, biological process: sodium ion transmembrane transport. The coding region runs from base 256 to 1929 and encodes 557 amino acids. The record is from RefSeq and is a predicted model, not a curated record. NCBI's taxonomy places the organism in Eukaryota, Metazoa, Chordata, Mammalia, Pilosa, Megalonychidae. The transcript has 10 exons. Gene Ontology annotation, cellular component: membrane.